Messenger RNA from Cimex lectularius (bed bug), 2260 nucleotides. RefSeq names its product insulin-like growth factor 2 mRNA-binding protein 2 (gene Imp). Gene Ontology annotation, cellular component: cytoplasm; nucleus; cytosol. Gene Ontology annotation, molecular function: mRNA 3'-UTR binding. NCBI's taxonomy places the organism in Eukaryota, Metazoa, Arthropoda, Insecta, Hemiptera, Cimicidae. The coding region runs from base 244 to 2139 and encodes 631 amino acids. The record is from RefSeq and is a predicted model, not a curated record. Gene Ontology annotation, biological process: regulation of gene expression; nervous system development. The transcript has 11 exons.
AAAAUCCAUUUACAUCUGUGUUAGUAGUUAUUUACUUUAUAUUAGUAUAGUAUAGUUAUCGUAGUUAGUUUAUCUCGUUUUCGGUCUUCCGGUAAUAGACACAAGCUGAAUACGAAGGCAAGACUGAAACGACGUCUGAGCGUGAGACCGCCGAAACGGUUCUUGUUGACCGCAAAUGCCAUUCGAGGUAAAAAGAGAUUAGAAAUAAUUAUUGAGUAGUGUGUGCGUGCUCCGAGGUUUAUUAUGAGCAAGUUGUACGUCGGAAACCUGUCCAACGAGACGACUGAGGAUGACCUGAGGCGCCUCUUCCUCGAGAACGCUGUCACCUGCACCAACGUCCUUCUGAAACGUGGCGGCUAUGCAUUCGUCGACUGUACAGAGCAGUCGCUCGCUGACAGGGCCAUCGACAAGCUCAACGGGACGACUUUCCUCGGCGUCCAGAUCGUCGUCGAGCCAUCUGUCGCCGCCGUACAGAAAAGAAGGCCAAUCAGGCUUCCGACAGAAGUCGGCGCUGGCGAACCGAUGACAACGACAAAUUUCAUUGGUGGAGGCGUCACGAAGUUGAUUAUCUCAAAUUUGCCAUCUCACUUGUCCAAUGCGGAAUUAGAUGCGAUUAUUAACCGAUUCCCAAACCAGGGCUGGGAGAGGGACGCCCGUUCGCAAUCUAUAGUCGUUACCUUCGAGAAUCAUGAACAAGCCGAACGGGCUUAUAACGAUCUCAUCCAGACAGAAUACGAAGGCAAUUACCCGAAGAUGGAGCUGCGCGGGCCAGGCGGAGCCGGCGGAGAAGACAAGAGGCGAGGGAGGCCGAGGACGGUCGGCUACCCGCUGGGCGGGAGCACGCCGGGCGCCAGGCAGACCGACUUCCCCCUCCGCAUACUCGUCCAGUCAGACAUGGUCGGUGCCAUAAUUGGCCGGCUUGGUUCGACCAUAAGGCAGAUAACUCAGCAGACUCGUGCCAGGGUUGACGUUCAUCGCAAAGAAAACGUCGGGUCGCUCGAAAAGGCUAUCACUAUAUUCGGCAAUCCGGAGAACUGCACUAACGCUUGCAAACGCAUAUUGGAAGUGAUGAAGCAAGAAGCGACAUCAAACAACAAAGGAGAGAUAACAUUAAAGGUGCUAGCUCAUAACAAUUUAAUCGGACGUAUAAUUGGAAAAUGUGGCAACACAAUCAGAAGAAUUAUGCAAGAAACCGACACAAAAAUCACUGUUUCAAGCAUCAAUGACAUAAAUAGUUAUAACCUGGAAAGAAUCAUCACGGUCAAGGGAUCGAUAGACAACAUGUCUAAGGCGGAGUCUAUGAUCAGCGCCAAGCUGAGACAGAGCUACGAGAACGACCUCCAAGCGAUUGCGCCACAGACAAUGAUGUUUCCUGGGCUCCAUCCAAUGGCGAUGAUGUCAACUUCAAAUAUGGGCUAUGGUGGACGUGGAGGUGGUUACCAGGGCGGCCUCUACUCUAGCAACUACCCUCCAGUUUACCAACACAUUCCACCCAUAUCGCACGCUCCUGAUGCCCAGGUAAAGGAAACAACUUAUCUGUACAUCCCGAACAACGCUGUCGGUGCCAUGAUUGGCACGAAAGGGUCAAACGUACGCAAUAUGAUCCGCUUUUCUGGCGCUUCGGUCAAGAUUGCAGCGCUCGAGAGCGAGAAGCUCGAAAGGGGCGACAACCAGCAGUCUGAUAGGCGUGUCACGAUCGUCGGCUCGCCCGAGGCACAAUGGAAAGCCCAGUACCUCAUCUUCGAGAAGAUGCGCGAGGAGGGUUUCGCCACCGGCUCCGAUGACAUACGUCUCACCGUCGAGAUCAUGGUCCCAUCGUUGCAGGUCGGACGCAUUAUCGGCAAAGGGGGCCAGAAUGUCAGGGAGCUACAGCGCAUGACCGGCAGCAUCAUCAAACUGCCCGAACAGGGAGCCGGCGGACCCCAGGAGGACGAGACGACUGUCCAUAUCAUCGGCACGUUCUUUUCUGUCCAAUCAGCGCAGAGGAGAAUAAGAGCAAUGGUGAGCUCAGGAACUGGUAGCGGUGAACCUCGCACCCGUGGCUCACAACAGGGUCAGCAAGGCCAGCAACAACAACCACAAACACAACAACAACAGCAGCAGCAGCAGCAACAACAGCAACAGCCUCAGCAACAAUGAUCGGACUACUAAACAAGUUAGAUGAAAAAAAAAAGCCCUCCUCAGAUUUAUGACUUUUAAUACUUGACUGACCGACAGACUAUUAUUUUAAAAAAGUAUAUAUAUAAAUUAUAUAUUGACA